AUGGAGGUGUCCUACUGCUCUACUCUCCAGGAAAACUCUUUCCUCUUUGACUGUGAGUCCCUGCUGGAGAAAUCUUAUGAUCCUGUGGCCUAUGAUCCAGUCUCGGACCCGGGUUACUUCAGCGCAGGCAGCAGCCUGUCUCCCACCUCGUCUGUGGACUCCUUUUGCUUCUCCCCCACCUCCUUCCAGUCUACCAGAAAUGAACAAGAAGCCUUGGACUGUUUCAUCUUCAGCAGCCCUGAAGCUCCUUGUCCUACCCAGGAGACACAGCCUCUGCCCAGUUCCAGGCCAUCCACAACCACCUCAACCACAAAGAAAUCAAGGUCCAGGUACCCAGGGAAGAAGCGCCAGACGGCCAGUGAGAGGGAGAAGCUGAGGAUGAGGGAUCUGACCAAGGCUCUGCAUCACCUCAGGACAUACCUGCCACCCUCAGUGGCACCUGUAGGACAGACCCUGACCAAGAUCGAGACACUGCGCCUCACCAUCCGCUACAUCUCCUACCUGUCAGCCCAGCUGGGCCUCAGCGAGGAGGCGCUGGAGCAGAGGAGAUCCUCAGGCUUCAUGGAGCAACCCCAAACCCUGAGCCAGUUCAUGGUUCAGCCAACAGCCAGCUACAGUCCACAGGAAUCAGCCUGUAACACCAUAAGCACAGACCAGCUGUCCUCCCUCCAGCACACAUAUCAGGUUUCUAGUGGAGUUUGCUUCACCAGCGAGCAGUACUGGACGCCUCAGCAGGAACUACAAAAUGUCACAUUCCCUGGACAGUGCUGA
This is a messenger RNA of Toxotes jaculatrix (banded archerfish), 771 nucleotides long. It is a transcript of the gene mespaa, whose product is annotated as mesoderm posterior aa. NCBI's taxonomy places the organism in Eukaryota, Metazoa, Chordata, Actinopteri, Toxotidae. Gene Ontology annotation, molecular function: DNA-binding transcription factor activity, RNA polymerase II-specific; RNA polymerase II cis-regulatory region sequence-specific DNA binding; protein dimerization activity. Gene Ontology annotation, cellular component: nucleus. Gene Ontology annotation, biological process: mesoderm formation; heart morphogenesis; regulation of transcription by RNA polymerase II. The transcript is spliced from 2 exons. Bases 1 to 771 code for a protein of 256 amino acids. The record is from RefSeq and is a predicted model, not a curated record.